This is a messenger RNA of Periconia digitata, 1722 nucleotides long. The record is from the annotation of a GenBank genome assembly. Lineage: Eukaryota; Fungi; Ascomycota; Dothideomycetes; Pleosporales; Periconiaceae.
UCCUCAGAAUCUGCUCCUGGAUCUCUAUCUUUCGCUCAUUAUCGCCCCAAAAGGAUCUCAAGUAUGCGCAACAAUCCCACAAUCUUCCAAUCCUUCGAAUGGAACAUCGCAGCCGAUAACAAUCACUACACACGUCUCCACCACAUGCUCCCUGAACUCCACAAACUAGGCAUAACAGCACUCUGGCUUCCUCCCGCUUGCAAAGCCGGGAACUCGUCUGGAAACGGCUACGACGUCUACGAUCUCUACGACCUCGGCGAGUUCGAGCAACGAGGCUCCCGCUCCACAAAAUGGGGCCCAAAAGAAUCCCUCCUCCUCCUCGCCGACCAAGCGAAAAACUUGACCGUGGAUUUGUAUUUCGACGCCGUGCUGAACCACCGCUGCGGCGGCGACGCGAAAGAAGUCAUCACCGCCGUCGAAGUCGACACCGAUAACCGCCUCAAAACCAUCUGCGCACCAAAGCAAGUGGAAGCGUGGCUGAAAUUCGAGUUUCCUGGCCGCCAAGGCAAGUACAGUUCCUUACGCUAUGAUUGGCGCAUGUUCAAUGCGAGUGACUGGGAUGAUCGUGGUCAAAAACACGGCAUUUACAAACUCGUCGAUGACGGGAAAUCGUGGGCGCAGGAUGUUUCCGCGGAAUGGGGGAAUGGCGAUUAUCUCAUGUUCAACAAUCUAGACUACGCCCAGAAUGCGGAAUUGAGGGAGGAUGUGAAGGAGUGGGGAGUCUGGGUGACGAGGGAGUUGCGUCUCGCGGGGUUUAGGUUGGACGCUGUGCAGCACGUUUCGCAGCGGUAUAUCACAGAGUGGAUUCAGCAUGUGCGGAGACGAGUUGGCGAUGCGGUGUUUGUGGUUGGGGAGUAUUGGAGUGGGGAGGUGGAUAAUCUGGUUCGUUUCCUCGAGGGCUCGCCGGAAGAUUUGUAUUUGUACGACGCGCCAUUGCUCUAUAAUUUCGGGAGGUUGUCGUAUGAACGAUUUCCAGAUCUCCGCACAGUCUUCAAUCAAACAUUGGUAGAUUGCAGACCAAACAACGCGGUGACGCUAGUCAUGAACCACGACACGCAGAAAGGACAGGUCAUGGACACACCCAUCCACCCAAGCUUCACAUCUCUAGCAUACGCACUAAUACUUCUCCGUGAAGCCGGCUACCCAUGCGUCUUCUACGGCGACAUGUACGGUACCUCUGAGCCCUUCAUCUCACAUCCAACGUGCAACGGCAAGCUCGCUGAUCUGAUCCUCGCACGGAAACUCUACGCCUACGGAGAGCAGCACGACUACUUCGACGACGCGGAUUGUGUAGGUUGGGUUCGUCGCGGUGCAUCUGGCUCACACACAGACGAGCACGCUUCAGCUGGUAUGGCGGUGGUCAUGAACUGGGUGGGAGACCAGAAGAAGACAGAUCCCGCCGGACCCGAAUUCUCGUCGCAGAAGCCUCGCUGGAUGAGAAGAUUGUCUGGCUUCACUGGAAAGUUGGGGAUUGCGACUAAACACUCGCCAUCCCGUCCAGCCGUGAGGCCUGUCACGUGCCAGAGGAAGAUGAAUGUUGGAGUGCAACAUGCGGGAGAGACAUGGACGGAUGUAUUGGAUGCAUGUCACCAUGAAGUCGUGAUUGAGAAUGAUGGCAGUGCUGUCUUUCCUUGUGAGGUGAAUAGUGUAGCAGUAUAUGUUUCUGCGAAUGCUGCCGGGAGGGAGAGAUUCCCUGUAGGUUUUGAUGCGAGUUUAUGUUGA